Hemicordylus capensis (graceful crag lizard) is the source of this 2037-nucleotide messenger RNA. It is a transcript of the gene ASCL2, whose product is annotated as achaete-scute family bHLH transcription factor 2. The transcript has 2 exons. Gene Ontology annotation, biological process: regulation of transcription by RNA polymerase II; developmental process. Gene Ontology annotation, molecular function: RNA polymerase II transcription regulatory region sequence-specific DNA binding; protein dimerization activity; DNA-binding transcription factor activity, RNA polymerase II-specific. The coding region runs from base 333 to 1091 and encodes 252 amino acids. The record is from RefSeq and is a predicted model, not a curated record. NCBI's taxonomy places the organism in Eukaryota, Metazoa, Chordata, Lepidosauria, Squamata, Cordylidae.
UCGCGUGCUGCUCCCGGGGGCUCGCGAGUGGCGGCAGCAGCAGCGCAUGUUGAUAAGGGGCAGAGCUGUGAGGAACCCUCUGCAGAGGUGCCUUGACCGUGCGCAAAGGAGCAAGGUUGCUUGCAAGAAAAGGCAAGGCGGGCUAUUUCAAACGAAGUAGGGCUUUCGCUCGCAAGUUACGCUCCCAACGUUUGCUCCUGAAAGAAGCGAAGAGUCCGUCCUCCCCGAGCCACAUUUUUCGUGCUGCUGCCGCCGAAUUUGUCUGGCAGACCUUGGAUCUUUGCAAAGUGCACCCCCGCCGCGGAGGCCGAGAGCAGGAUAGAUGCCCCAAGAUGAACGGCGGGGCAAUAGCAGCGGCCAUGCAGCAGGCAGCCCAUGCCACUUGCAAGAGUUACCCGUUGCAUGGAUGCAGCAGCACGAGCAACGGCUCCAUGGGGAUGAAGCUGCAGGCAGGGCAGAGCGCAGGAGCCUCUUCGUCUGGGCAGCAGCAGCAGCAGCUAUGGAGUCCCAAGGGCUGUCCCGGCCCGGCUCAACAACAGUCCCUCGCGGCGCGCUGUAAAGGCUCCAAGCGGCGCUCCAGCUCGCCGGAGCUGCUGCGCUGCAAGAGGCGCUUGGCGUUCCCGGGCCUGGCGGGCCAGCAGUGCGGAGGCGGCGGGGCAGCAGCGGUGGCGCGGCGCAACGAGCGCGAGAGGAACCGGGUCAAGCUGGUCAACAUGGGCUUCCAAACCUUGCGCCAGCACGUGCCCAACGGCGCCGCCGCCAAGAAGAUGAGCAAAGUGGAGACGCUCCGCUCGGCCGUGGAAUACAUCCGAGCCUUACAGCAGCUGCUCGAUGAGCACGACGCCGUCAGCGCCGCCUUCCAGGACGGUCUCUUGCCGCCUGCUCGAAGCUCCGCCACCGCCGCCUGCACAGGCGGAGGCAGCGGCAGCUCGUAUUCCUCAGCCUCGCCCUCUUUCGACGGCCGCGAGGGCAGCUCGGUGGCUGGCUCGCCGCACUCGGCUUACUCCUCGGACGAGAGCGGCUACGAGGGGGCGCUCAGCCCCGAGGAGCAGGAGCUGCUCGAUUUCACCAGCUGGUUCGGGAGCUACUGACAGUCCACCUCCCCACUCCUGAGCAGCAACGCUGAAAUCAGUGCUGUGUAGAACCUCAGUACCUCAUUGUCCCAGGCGCCUGUUAAGAUGCAGCAGAAGAGCAACAAGGACUCUUAAUUUAAUAUGCUUCUCCCUUUCCUCAAGCUUCGUUACAAAGGAUUUUUGAUAAUAAGAUCUCUGACAUAGACAUUCCAAGCUUCUUUCAGGGAACAAAGCCUGGUGGUUAGUGAUAACUCUCUCUCCUUUUUACUUUUAAAAAAGUGCAAUUAUGUAAAUAGAUAAUAGGGGCCAAUGUUUUUACCUGCUGUUGUACAGUAGUUUAUGGUGCCCUUUGACUUGAAUUACCAAUGAAAUGGCUUUUUUCUGAUUCCAGGGACAUAUGUGGAGAUAUACUGGGCUUCCACUUUUUAAAUGAGUGUACUUUUUACUAUGGGAAGGGGUGAAACAAAACUUGAUGCUUCCUUUUUCUGAAUGGGAAGGGGACUUUUGUAAUGUCAAUAAUAGACUUUAUAUGUGUAACUUGAACUGCCUGUGGAAACACUGUUAAUAUGAAGACUUAUUUUUGUACAAAAUCUUUAGAAAUUGCAAGAAGAAUGGAAAGAUUUGUAGAAGCCCACUCUACCCUCAACUUCCUAACACUGCCAGCUAGGAUGUUUUGAGAAACUUACACAGCUUAGAUAACAGUUUCCUAACAUUUUCUACUAAAGGAGUGUACAACUGUUUAUCUUAAAUAUGGUGUCCAUGUUUUUGUUUGUUUGGGUCUGGUGUGAAGGUUCAUUUAUUUGUGUGUGUGUGGGGGGGAGAAACCCUGAAGUUUUAUUUUUAAUGUAUUGAAGGUAUUUUUGUAUGCACUUGCUAUGAUUCAUCAAGUUGUAUAUAUGCAGUUUUUAAAAGAGUACCCUAUUUUAUGUAAAUUGACUUUAUAAAUAAAAUAUAUUUAUAAAUA